Molecule: messenger RNA, 2178 nt
Organism: Closterium sp. NIES-65
Lineage: Eukaryota; Viridiplantae; Streptophyta; Zygnematophyceae; Desmidiales; Closteriaceae
Source: the annotation of a GenBank genome assembly
AUGGCGCGAUCCGGGCUUCUGAAUCGACUUCAACCCCGAUCGUUUGAAUCACCUCUACUCAUUACCCUCACUCUGCUCGUCGUCAGCCUCCUGCUGCCCUCCGCUGCAUUCCCCUCGUUCCACCCUCAUCCCAUGAAGCCGCGCGAGUCGCAACAGCUCAUGUUCCGGAAAUUCCUCCCCGCCAGCAAACCCAGCGCGAACUCCCUGCAGUCAGAUUCCGACUCUCACGCUCCAUACGGUCCCGAUUCCGGGGAAGAAACUAUAAGUCAGGAAGCCAGCGUGACCGCGUCGCAGCCUCCCGUUUGCGGUGGAGCUGGUGUUUCUGGCGAUCCGUCUGCUGCUGGGAGGCCUUGCCUCAUGGCACUGACCCAGCCUGCCAGCGGCGGCUCGAGGACAGACUCCUCACCCACGGAAACAGCUAGCGACGCGAACAGACUUCUAUUGGACAACUCAGCAGCCGCCGCGAAGCGUGGAGGGGAACUCGGCGACAGCAGCAGCGCCACGGACGGCGCUGCCGCCGGCAGCAACGGCAUCGGUGACAUGGUCGCGCGGAUCGCGCAGAUCAGAACAGCUGCUGUGGCGGGCGGAAACGGUGACCUUGAGGAACCCGACGCUGCUCGGGUCAACUCGCGCUCACGGGAUUUCCGCGACAUGUCGUUGGAGCCGCUGCAGAAGGCGAAAAAUGCGAAUUUGGACGAGAUUCUGGCGCGCUCCGGUGGUACAAAUGCUGAUUCAGACCCCGAUGACAGUGCGUCUGAAUCUACUGUCAGUGGUGAGGCGAAACCUUCGGAGGGAGAGGCGGACGACGGCGAGAAGGUAACAGGCGAGGCGGGCGGAGAGCGCGAGAGCGAGAACGACGCAGGAGCGGAUGGUGAUGCGGGCGAUAAGGCAGAAGUGAAUGAUGCGGAGGAGGGGGAGACGGAGAACGAGGUGACGGGACAGGGGGUCCAGGGAUCUUCUUCAAAUGUGGUGAUGGUGUCGGGGGUUGACGAGGAAACAGUCAAGUCUCCGGAGACGGGUGCGAACGACGACGAGGAGGAGGAGCAGCAGGAGGAGGGGGGGAGCCAAGUGGAAGUGGGCGGAGUGAAGCCCGCAUCUGGCAAGGGAGAGAUUGCGUCCGCCAACGACAACGACGACGGGCGACGGCCGCUCGUGGCGUCCGUGUCUGGUUCUGCUGCCACGUCGCAUGAGCCGUCGUCACCUUCGAACGCGUCGCAGGAGUCGCAAGAGUCGCAGGAGUCGUCUGAUACGUCCCUCGGUGUAGCGGACUUGGAGGUGGUGGGCGUGCCGCAGCUCACGGAGAUCGACCGCACUUCAGGCGACGUGCGGCUGACACUCGACCAAUACGCCGGAUUGGGCGCUGUUAACUCCAAGUCGUACCUGCGGUUCGGGUUCGUGUCGGCGCGGAUCAAGGUGCCGCCUGUGUACUCGGGGAGCGUCAUCACCACGCUCUAUCUCACUAGCAAGCUGCCUGGGCGGCACGACGAGAUAGACUUUGAGCUGAUAGGCAGCGAGAGCCCGAGCGGCAUCCGCAUCCACACCAACUACUACGCCAACGGCAAGGGCGGGCAUGAGGAGCAGAUGCAGCCGUGGUUCGACCCCACCAGUGAAUUUCACACAUACAGCGUGCGCUGGUCGCCCGAGGCCAUUGUCUGGUAUGUGGAUGAGCGCCCCAUACGAGAGACGCGCUUCAACCCGCACAACCCAGCAGUGGGUGUGGUGUCACCACUGCGGGUGUGCGCAAGCGUCUGGUCCGCGGACUGGGCUAUGCCUCCUAUGGAUUGGUCAUACGGCCCGUUCACAGCCCAGUACCAAGAAUUCAACUUUUCCUCCAACCACUCUCACGCCAAGAGCUCGCCCACCAGCAGCAGCAGCAGCAGUGACGUGGAAAAGGAGCUGGGGGAAGAGGGACUGAGUGCGCAGGAGAGGGCGGAUAUGCAGCGGAAUGCAAAGAGGGAUGGGAAUAAGACGGAGGGGGACAAGAAAGAUGGGGAAGGGGGGGAAAGCGAGGGAAAGGUUGGCAACACAUUGGGGGAGGCUGACACUGCUGCUGCUCCCAAGAAUGCUGAUGCUCCCAUGAGUGCUGCUGCUCCCAAGAAUGCUGAUGCUCCCAAGAGUGCUGCCGCUCCUAAGAACGACACUGUUCCCAAGGGUGCCAUGGUCAACAAAGGCAAAUAG